GUGGGAUUCGAGGUGAUAGACGCCAUAGCCAGGGCGGAGGGUUUAAGCCUAAGCGCCAUGCAGAGCAAAGCAGUGGUGGGCAAGGGGCGCAUUGCGGGGUGCCCCGUGCUGCUGGUGAAGCCACAGACAUUCAUGAACCUCAGCGGGGAGAGCGUGGGGCCCUUGGCUCGGUUCUACAAGAUUCCACCCGAGCGAGUCAUGGCUAUCUACGAUGACAUGGAUCUGGACGUAGCUUCCAUGAAGCUUCUUGCCAAAGCGGGGCAUGGGGGGCACAACGGCAUGAAGAGCAUAAUGCAGCACUUCCAGGGCUCGCGGAACUUUCCCCGUCUGGGUUCGGCAUUGGGAGGCCACCAGGACGCAUGGAGGCCAAGGUGUAUGUGCUGCAGAAGUUUUCAGAUAGGGAGAGAGAAGAG
This is a messenger RNA of Closterium sp. Yama58-4, 413 nucleotides long. The record is from the annotation of a GenBank genome assembly. Lineage: Eukaryota; Viridiplantae; Streptophyta; Zygnematophyceae; Desmidiales; Closteriaceae.